AUGACGACUUGCUGCGCUGUAUUCGGCCUGGUCUUUUUGGUGCUCACCAAUUUAGCAAUAAUUAUCUCAUUUGCUACGCCUUACUGGAUUGAGUUCAAGGCGGGCGACUACCAGGGCUUGUGGGCUCACUGCAAGGCCAACUCUUGCACAUGGGUGUUUGAGGAUAACUACAAGUUAAAUACCAUAACCACUGCCACCCACAUCGACAUCAGUUCAGAAUGGUGGAUAGCUACCCAAGGUUUAAUGUGUUUCGGCUUGUCAUUGGCUCUUUUCUCUUUACUGUUCGCCACCAUUGCUCUAUGCUGUGACUGUCGUGGAUGUAAUACAAGUCAGGUCAUUAGUGGACUUUUGCUUAUGUCAUUUCUAAACCUGGCUGUGGCUGCCGUUGUGUUUGGGGUCUGUGCUUACAAGAAUUCUCAAGUUAUAGUCAGCUUUGACCAACACAGUGGGAGAAAUUUUGGCUGGUCAUUUUGGCUGGACUCUGCAGCAGCUGGACUGGCGCUGUUCACCUCCAUUAUCUACGUCAUAGAGGGUCGAGGGAAAUCAUUAUAGAUUAGCUAAUCAAUAUUUGUAUUUAGUUUUACAGUUGUUGCAAUCUAGGAAAAAAAAUCACUAUAAUUCAAUCUUUUAAUAGAAGUUGUGUUUAAAGCCUUUACAAUGUUUUUUUUUCAAAAUUUAAAACAAUACUAAUGUAACUUCUGGAAAUGCAUUUCGAGCAAUUUGUAAAAAAUCAUUUUUCUAAAAACAAUUUUAAAGAAAUGUUAUAACAAAUAAAAAUGAUAGAAAAACAAUUGUUGUAGAAAUAAAUUAUUUAAAAAAUAAAUUAUUAAAAUAGCAGAAACGUAAUAUUUUUUAAAUUAUAAGACUAUUUAUUAUAAAAAUUUAUUAUUAUUAUUAUUAUUUCGCAAUAAUAAAUCAUUAUGAUUUUUCUCGAUUGUAGUUUGACAUUAACUUUUGUAAUCCUGCGGAGUGUAUUUCAAAUUUUUUUUGGUUACGACCAUAAUAUAACUGUGUUUUUUUCUUGGUCAUGACUCUGUUGAAUAUUAAGUAACAGACGACACUAUCAUUUACUUAUACUGCUGCUACUUAUUUUGUACAAAAUACUUCUACACAAUGUUUAUAUUUUAGUUGUUGCUGGGUUUUGUUUUUAAUUACAAAUGUUGUUUUGUAGCUAUUACUUGUCAUUGAUAUUACUUACAAACGUAGAGAUAGUAAAGACACAAACAUGGAAAAGAUUCUUAGAUACAACUGAAUCAUGUAGAAAAAGAAUAUACUUUGCUAUUUAUAUUAUCUUUCUGUAUGAAAUAGUUUCAUUUGUAAAUUUUUAUUUGACAGUCCUCGUGUUUUUUUUUCAUCUCAACAGUUUCUCUUAUAAUGAUUUCAUCCCAAAUAAACUUCUGCCAAUGUCACAGAUAUGUCUGUACUGACAUCUUUAAAUUUCUUUGUCAUGAGGUGGUUAAGUGCUUGGCUUCCUAGCCCAGGGUCCUAGGUUCGAAUCUCGGUGAAGGAUGGGAUUUUGAAUUGCGGGAUUUUUUAGGGCACCCUUGAGUCCACCCAACAUUUAGGGGGGAUCUGACAAUAGUUGAGGAAAGUAAAGGCUGUUGGAGCGUUGUGCAGGCGACACGACACCCUCGUUAGCCAGGGCAAAAGAAACAGAAUAACUUGGCGUCAUCAGGCACAUAGUUUGCAGGGUCUGAGUUUACUUACUAUAUGUUUCUCCAUUUCUUAUUCCUGUGAGUCUUUGAUGUUUACUUGGCCUACAUGCACACAUUGAUGGUUAAAGUUAGCAUUUCAUUUGGAAUGUUUAUUAAUUUUUUUUAAAAUAAUCCAUUUCUUCAUAGCUUAUUGGAUACAUAGUGGCAAUCUGUGCUUAUUGCGUAUUUUAAUCUUCAUUAAAGAAAAAAAUAUCUAUUCAUAAUGGUAAAACAGUGCUCGCGUAAGGGUAUGUGAGUUAAAUUUGUUUAUAUUUAAUCAUCUUCAUAUUGAAAUAAUAGAUUAAAUGAUCAAUAUUAUUUAUAUUUAUUUAGUUAUAUAUAUUAAUUUAGUGCUUAUUUAAUACCAGAUUGUAUCCGCCGUUAACGCCCGGUAUUAUCAAUCCAGCAUCACUCUACUUCCGAACAAUUUUCGCGUUGUGACGGUUAAAAAAAAGGGCAAUAAGAGUGUUAAACCAUAAACUUUGUAAAACGUUUUUGUUACUCAAUGCUCUCCCUUUCUGAACUAAACGAAAUAUUUAUAUUACAAAAGAAGCUACGUUCAGAAGCAAAAAAAAAAAAAAUAAAUAAAUAUAAUAAUAAUAUGAAUUAUCUAUUACGUUUUUUUUAAGGCUUGGAGUCUUAAAUAUUAUGUUAUAACUGCUACAGAAAUAAAUCGGCCUUUUUAUUGUAAGAAACUAAACGAAAAGAACUAUACUUCAAAACAUUAUCACGUGACAAUGUUAAUAGGGUAUACAUUUCUUCCUAUCUAGAUAUUGGAGAACUUCUAGUAAAUGUGUGGCAGAGUAUAGUUAAUAUAUGUUAUUACUUUUCAAAAUCGUGUUUUUUUUUCAUUCCUUUUAUUUUAAUUGUUAUGAAUUAAUUUCUGUUACCUAGGUAACUGUAUAUUCAUUUUUUAUAUUUAUUUGCUGAUAGUGUUCAAUUGUUUAUAAUGUAUGUCUUAUUUUUCUUGUAACUGUUCACAAGGAUAUUAUGUUGUCUAGAAUUUGUUUUUAAAUUUUAUUUUGUGCACCAAAUGUUUUUGUUUUCUUCUACACGUAUAUAAUAAUACAAAUGAUUCACUAAGUUCUUUAUACAGAGAGGCAGAGCUCACACUGGACUUUCUGUGAGACAUAGAGUAGCCUUAGGGAAUGUACGGAGACAUAGAGUAGCCUUAGGGAAUGUACGGAUAUUACCUAACAACUAAAGGGGGAAGACGGGGGUAUAAAAUCUGUUACGAUUUGUUAGGAGGUGGGAGGUGGGGGAGUCUGAAGAUUUGUUAGUAACAAAAGAAUAUUCCAAUGAAAUAACAGAUACACUGAUACCUUGACUUUACUCGGGUCCGACUUUCGCAGAAUGGCUAUAGCAACGGGUUUUCGAAAAAAAUUUACUGGAAAAAUUAUUUGUUUCUAACACCACGAGUUUUCCCCUCACUGUCGCCCACGUUUGAAAUGACAGAUUGCAUCACGAAUAUUUAAUGGAUGCAAUGCAUUGUUUGCAUCAGGUACCUCGCUCAAAUCACACAAACAAAACUUGCACUGAAACGAGGCUGAGAUCAAAGCGACUGAUUGCAAAGCGACGAAACCAAGUUCCCCUCUCUGAUAGCAAUGAGCUGGAAUGGAUAAAUUCGAGUGAAUUUUGUGAUGAUCUUGAAAAUGUAGAUAAUGAUAUCGAAGCGACUAAAGAAAUCGAUAGGGCCCUACUUUUCCCAUCAUUUCUGUUGACACUAUGAUGAAAAAUGUGCUUUGGGGACGUGAUAAUCAAUAAAUAAGUCAUUUGUAAAAUUCGAAUUUUCUUGUUAUGUUAUUGGGGUGUAGGUAAUUUAGUUUUUUUACGAUUUGUUACAAAGGAAGAAGGCGUUUUUUUUUAAAAGGUGAUUCUCGGUGUUACGUACUAUCCGGACGUUCCCUUAUAAAAGUGCAAUUGAAUAUCGCCAUGUUUUUUGUUCGCAAUUUUGAUUUCAAAUUAACUGUAAGUGUAAGUAGAAUGAUAGUAGUCUUCCUUGUUUCAUAGGACAAUGGCUUCGUGAGCACCAAGGCCAAAUGGGUAUUUUGGCCUAGCAAACAUGAGAUUUGUUGAAGAAUGUAAAGUGGGCAGGUCACAUGACAACUAAGUAUUGAUCAAUUAUAUAUAAUAAGGUGAAGACUGGAAUUCUGAAUUUUCGGGAUUUUUAGGGCGCCUGGAACUUGGACGCGGAUCUAAAAAAAAACAAAAAAAAACACGGUUCUAACGAUUUUCCUAGAAAUUUUACAGUUGAUGUAUAUCGGUGAGAAAAGAAUAACUAGCUACUUGGCCACAUUGAGAAAACUUUAAUUUGACCAUUAUAAUUUUUCAAAGUAAAAAAGAAAUACAUUUAAAUUUGACUAGAGAACUAGGCCUAGAUCAAGAUCCAGCAUCGAUUUUGAAAGGACUUAUCAAUGUCGGGAAUUUAAAGGCCCAUCAUUGAAAUAUUAUAAAGUGUAGUAGAUCUAUACCUUCACUUAGCGAGGAUUCUUUCUCUGGGGAAAGUUUUUAAAUGUAACAUUCAUUAGUUAUUAAAAGAAAAACAAAAGCUCUUUAAGUUGUCUAAAGGAGGUAUAGUCUUUUAAAAACAGUAUUUUGAAUGUUUUUUCUUGUUAAACAUUGUAAUGUAACUAAAACUUAAGAGACAUUAAAAUUAUUUUUUUUCAUUGGUUGUAAAUUUUAGUUUAUAUUUUUUUUUUGCACUGGAUGCACAUGUAAACCUUUGUUCAUCUAAUUCUUCCAAAAAAAUUAUAACUUUUGGCCCUCCAAUACUUCCACAAGGCAAAUAGCCAUCAGAUUGUCCACAGAACAUACCCCCAGUUAUCCCUUACUCAUCAAUUCUUUCCCUGUACAAAUGGUUAAAUCAUUGGUCAUAAAUUCUUCCACACUACUGAAUAGUAAGUUGCUGAUUGUGUAAUAUAACCACCGACUCACGUAUAAGCCUGGGAAAUUGUAUUACUUCCAUUGUAGCUAGUAAAAAGAUCUUGUUUGGCAACAUUUCGUUUCACAUAGAAUGUAUGUGCCAGUUUGUAUUAAUAUUUCUCAAAUAAACUUCAACAAGUAUUAUUUCUUCCUAAACAAGAAUAAAAAUCUGACUUACAAAA
This is a messenger RNA of Biomphalaria glabrata, 4798 nucleotides long. RefSeq lists its product as uncharacterized. Gene Ontology annotation, cellular component: membrane. The transcript has 3 exons. Lineage: Eukaryota; Metazoa; Mollusca; Gastropoda; Planorbidae. The coding region runs from base 1 to 552 and encodes 183 amino acids. The record is from RefSeq and is a predicted model, not a curated record.